Molecule: messenger RNA, 7476 nt
Organism: Physcomitrium patens
Lineage: Eukaryota; Viridiplantae; Streptophyta; Bryopsida; Funariales; Funariaceae
Product: calcineurin-binding protein 1
Biological process (GO): chromatin organization
Cellular component (GO): nucleus
Molecular function (GO): nucleosome binding; protein binding
Source: RefSeq, a predicted model, not a curated record
ACCAAACUCUUGCUCUCACCUCAGGUUUAGGGUUAUGGAUGCUCCGAGGACUCAAGACGAUUGAUCCCCCGGAAGUUGAAGGCAAUGGAAUGGGGGCAAAGAGACCGUGAAAUUGCCCUGUCUUAGAACUGAGGACUUGCUCCGAUGGAAAAGACUUCACUGGAUUCAGAGGGGGCCCGUUACUGAAUGAAUGUCGGGUACUGAGGUGGUGAUAUGCUGUGGAAGAAGAUCGGGGGCUGAAGAGCUGAGGACUUGAAUCGAAGCUCCGAGUUCUCAAGUCCGCUCCACCGUUAAGGGCGUCCCGCCGAGGGUUUUAGCGCAGGCAAUUUUACAAAGUGGAGAUGCCAUGUUUCACAUUGCAGCCAUCAACGAUGUGGACACCUCUCGGGACUUCUCAGAACCCCUGGCUCCCACAAAAGAAGCCCAGGAGUCUCGACUAACGCAAAUGUAUGGAGAGGCACUGUCACAUUUGCAACAUGGUCAAAUUGAGAAAGCGCAGAGUCUUUUCCAGAGUAUAUUGCAAGACCCUAUCUCUAUCAAGGCUCAGGUCGAACCGGUGUCGAGUGCCAAUACCAUGCUUCAAUUGCGGUACUCGGCCCUGAAGAAUCUUGCAGAAACUUUCUCAAUGCAGGGUAGUGGCCACCAUGUCGAAGCUGUGGAUUGCUUUCUACAAGCAGCCGCUAUUGACGGAAAGGAUGUGGUUCUAUGGAAUCGGCUUGGUACUCUGUCAUGCGCUCUUGGCAACCUAAAUGUCGCUCGUCGAGCAUUUGAGGAGGGUUUGCGUUGCAGCCCACGCCAUUGGAGUUGUAUGGAGAAGCUAGUAGAGAUUCUUAUUGCUGUAGGAGAUGAGUCAGCAUGUCUCUCCGUAGCUAAGCGGUUGCUGAAGCUGUCGCCAUCUCACCCUAGAGCUUUGCAGAUUCAGCAUGCCAUUGAACAAGGGGUUAGUAUGCGUCCAUUUGAUGGCCCCAAAAGUGGACAUGAGACUUCCUCUGUUCUAAAAAUAGGUCCUAGAGGAUUUGACCUGCUUCAACCAGAGUACUUUGGCCUUUCCUUCGACAAUAAGCGAAAGCUGGAAAAUGCGUAUGAAACAGUGCAGCAUCAGAAGAAAAGGAAGGUCCACAGCAUUGAUGUACAUCUCCCAGAGGCUUCUUGGUUUGCACUCGUGAAUGCAGUGACUGACGUUCUCAAGGGGGGUAGAUUUUGGAAGGACGACGAGCCGUCACUCAACACUCAAAUAGUAGUUUCGCCAGGAGGAAACCAGUCUGAACAACAAAAGGCUGCAUCUGCUGGCAUUUCAGCUGGACUUGUUAAUGCCACAGUGAAGUUCUCAGUCCAUAAAAGCCACCCAAUCAUUGUGGACCUCAACAGUGAGUAUAAAGAGCAGGUAGCAGGUGAAGAGGCAGAGCUUAUAAGCGAGGAUUGCCUCAACAGCUCUUCUACUAAGACAUCGGAGGAAGUAAGUAGAGAAGGAUUGGGAGUGGCCCCGGUUCUAGCUGAACCGAGGGUUGAGUCAGCCUCAGAGAACCGUGCGGAAGGACACAAGGACGUAGAGAAUGCUUCCGUACAUCAGAAACAACAGGGUACAGGGGAGAAACAGGAAGCUUCUAAAUUACCCGAUUUAAUGAAGCCAUCAGAUCCAACGACUGAGUGGGAUCAACCAUCACAGGAACGUCGUAGUACUCGGCUUGAGAAACUGCGUAGCUGUCGGAGGCUUGACAAGGAGGGAGAAGGAUUUAGCCACAGCAGCGAUCCUGCAAGAGCAUUGAAGAAGGCUUUGGAGCCAUUCGUGAUUUAUAUAUUGGAUCCUUCAACCAAUGUAACUGAGGAGUCUCUUUCGGCAGUGAAUCCCAAGUCCAUUAGUGGUUCCAAUAAGUCUGCCCAAGCAGAGGGUCAGCAAAUAAGGGAUGGUGGACAAUGUAUCAAAGGGGAAGAGGAGAAAGCAGUGCUUCGAUUUUUGAAUGAGGUUGCAAGCAAUAGCGGUAUCUUCCACGUAGCACAACAGCUUCUAGAAAGAGUAGUGGCUUCCGGUCCGAGUCAAAGAAAAUCUUUGUCAUGGUUACUUUUCCUUGAGAAAUUGACACGAAUGUGGGCAGCUGAACGGAGUGCUGCGUGCAGCCUGUUUCUUGCUGAAGUAUACAUGGAUAUGGCUACUUCAGCUACGAACGAUACAACUGCUUCUAAGUGUUUUCAUGAUUGUAAUUACAACGUAUGUCGUCUUAUAGAAAAUGCCACCUCCCGUGGAACGGAUGAUAAAGAAAGGAUGGCAUCUGCAGGCGUCGAUUCAAAUCUGGGCAGUAAUGGAGUCACCGAAAAGAGUGAAGUUGAUUCCAUGGAAAUUGCCUCAGGACGGGUGGAGUUCACGAAUUGCCUUCAGGAUCUUCUCACGAGUGUACAGUUUCCUACCAACAGCAAGCUCUCUAGCAAUCUGAGUCCCAUCGACUUGUCUCCUCUGGAUGUGAGGUAUGAUUGGUCAUUUUGGGCUCGAUUUCAUUGGUUGAGUGGCAGGCUAUGGGUUCAUUCAGGCCAGUGGGAGCAGGCGCAUAGAGAAUUUGAAAGAUGUCAAAGCAUUCUGGAAUAUCACGAACGCACUGGUUCUUGUGCACUUAUCUUUCUGCCUCAUUGUAAGCUGGAUAAAGAAAUAUCUUUAGACCGUGUGCAUGGAAAGCUUCACGAAUUGCGGGUGGAGAACAUUUUGAAACAUUCGGCAGCCAAAUUGUUAGAAAAGGGCCAGUAUGAAGAUCUUAUUCGUUUACUUAAACCAGUAUUACUAGGAGGAAAUGAUCGGUCCUCAAACAUAUCAACCUCGGGCAGCGACGAUCCUAAGAGAGGUGAUGCUUCAGUAUCUUCUCACGAAUUGAAAGGGCUGGAGAUGCUAAUUACAGCAUGCGAAAACAUAAAACCUCCGAACCUUGUUCUCGGUCUUCAAUGCCGUGAGCUGAGGCUUAGACUUUUAAGUCGUGCAGCUGGGUUAGCAGAGGUGAAGAUUGGAGAUGAUAAUGAUAGUUCUUUCACGACCUUGGACACGGAAGUGGAUGUAACACAAGCUACUCCAAGUGGGCCUUGGAGCAAACUUGUUGCGGAGGAAAUCCAUCACAUCUCCCAUGGCGCAGCUCUUUUAAGUGAGAAACUGGAGGGACCGGAGGGAUACAAGUCACUUUCGCCGGUGUUAGGACGUACUCAGUUGCUCCUGCUCACAUUGAUGUGCCACUUUGUACAAACGCUGUCACACCGCAAGGGUAACACUGGAGUGGCGAAUCUUAGUCUGAAUACCCAAGCGUAUAGUAGCUGCUUUGUAGAUGCCGCCAUUGCAUUUUGCCGUUUGCAGCAUCUGCAGCCUUCGGUUCCGUUGGAACACCAGGUAACUCUGUUGGUUACUCUCCAUGACGUGCUGGCAGAAUAUGGACUGUGUUGCGCUGGAAAAGAUUCUGAAGGUGGAGAGGGUGGAUUCCUCAAGAUGAGCAUCAAGCAUCUUGGAGCACUUGAGUCUCGUCUGAAGCCUCAAAACGUAAACAAGUCUCCUGCCAAGGCACAGAUCAAUGAGCCGAUUGAGAAAGAGAUUGUGAUUGACGACGAUGUUAUGAUCAUUGAGAAAUCGAGUUCUCGUCCAAUAGAAUCGAGCGAAGUUGCCGAUAAAGAGAAAUCUGGCAAUGAUAGCAAAGGUAUCUCACUCGUCGAUGAGAACCAUGAGGAAGAGGCAAUGGACAUCGAAAAGAAACGGGAAGAACUUGGUAUAGAUUACGCACUUGACCAAAGUUUCUUUUGCCUCUAUGGACUGAAUUUGCGUGGAGAGGCUACGGGUCCUGAUGGCCUUAUGGAGCAUCAGAACACUAAUCGAGGCGAUUACAAGACAAUGGAACAAUGUGCUGGCGUCUUGCAGUAUAUACUACCUUACGCAAAGGCUUGCUCGAGAGCUGGUUUGAUGAAGCUAAAGAAAGUACUGCGUGCAAUUCACAAGCAAUUUUCCUGUCCCCCACCAGAUGUUCUGUCUGAGAAGUCAGUGGACAUGUAUUUAGAAGAUCCAGAUUUCGAUGAAGACAAACUGCGGGAUAUGGUAAAAUCUGGUACGAGUGCCGAGCUGGUUGUAAAUUUUGCCCUCCAUUCAAAGAGACGCGAGGGCUUUGCGUCCUCGAAAUCAAGUUCUUUGGUGAAAAUUGAAUGUGAGACUCCAGCUACUUCCAAGGCUUCCUCUGCGUCACCUUCAUGCAAAGUGCCUGAAAGGUCUCUUCCAGGGGCAAGUGCUGAAAAAGAGAGCGUUUCUUACACCAACGUUUAUGAAAACUUAUACUACCUUGUCGCUCAGAUCGAGGACAUGAGUGCUAGUGAUAAGUGGCCAGGUUUCGUGCUCACAAAAGAAGGCGAGGAGUUUGUUCAAACAAAUGCGAACUACUUUAAGUAUGACCUUUGUUACAACCCAUUGCGGUUCGAGAGUUGGUUGAAGUUGGCGAAGAUUUUGGACGAGGAAGUCGAUCUGCUUUUGAAUGAUGGAAGUAAGAAUAUUAACGUGGUAGAAUGGCGAAAAACCGGAAUUUUAGCAUCUCGUGUGGAAUUAAGCCGUCGUCAAAGCAGACGGAGUUUGCUUAUGGCUCUUGCUCUUGCUGUUACUCCUGAUCAAAAGAGUGAAGUAAACGAGCUGCUGGCCCUGGUGUACUAUGACUCUAUUCAGAAUGUAGUGCCCUCGUAUGAUCAAAGGCGGCACGUUCCUGUCCACGAUGCGUCUUGGAUUGCAGCCUGUCAAAAUUCUUUUGCCCAUUUCGAAGUUGCUUAUUCUUACAAGCCGCACUGGACUCAUGUAUUUUAUUGUGGAAAACUAGUCGAGAAAUUGGAGCAGCCACAUAGUGUAUCUCUUGCCUACUACAAAAAAGGGAUAGACAUGAAUCCAACAGCCGUUGACCCACUCUAUCGCCUUCAUGCAUCUCGUUUUAAGCUAUUGUGUUGUAGUAGACACAGUGACAAAAAUAUUCUUCAGGUUGUUGGACAAUAUUGUUUUCUUCCCUCUACUUUGGACAAAGUGGAGAAUAUCUGUAAAGCUGCCGUUGGGGUUCUUCCUGAUACAUCGGGUCCAGUAGGAGAAUUUGUGGUUGUGUCUGGUGAGGGUAGUGUACGAGAUGGCGCCGACUCACAAGUUGCAGUGACGGGAAAGGCAACCGCAAAGUUCACGAUUACAGAUUUAAAGGAGGAUGUUGACAAGGAACUUCUGAACCAGGUCUGGAAUACUCUCUUCGAUGACUGUGCAGCAGCGUUACAAUCAUGCUUUGACGGCGAACUCAAACAUUUUCACAAGGCUAGGUAUCGGUUGGCGCUGGGCUUGCAUUGCCGGGGUGAGGAUCAUGAUUUAGAGAGGGCCAAGGAAGAACUUGCAUUUUGCUUCAAGACUCACAGAUCCUUGUUCACUAUCAAUAUGUGGGAAAUCGAUGAAAGUCACUUGCGAAAGUCCAGGAAGAAACCAGCACAUCAACGAGUUUUGGAACUGGGGAUGCCUGAGAGCUCUCGCAAAUUCAUCUCCUGUGUACGGAAGUAUCUGAUUUUCUACUUGACCUUGUGUGAAGAAGCUGAAGAUCUGGGCACCCUGGAGCGGGCUUACACAUGCCUGAAAGCUGAUAGGAAGUUUUCUUUGUGCUUGGAGGACAUCUCUCGUGUAGCACUGGGAAAGUACAUUCUAGCUCUAGCCCGAGCAAUUUGCCAAACAGAUUCCGAAGGAUCUACCUCUCAGACGCUCUUGCACCCUCUUUUAGAGAAAAUGUUCAACUUGUACAUGGACUUUGGGAUCUCAUGGUCAGAUUCUGCCGGCUUAAGCUUGGCAGAAGCAGGAAUUAUGAAUUCGCCAGAAGUUGCUGAAAGUGCUAUAUACAGUUACACUCAUCGUUAUAUUCAACUACUCGAGGCUGACAAGCGUGUGGAUGCUCUAGAAGUUGUGAACGAGCGCAUCAGGAAACGGUUUAAGAAUCCUAAGUUAGUCGGUGCACAAUCUGGACAAGUUUGCAAGCAUGCUUCCUUUGCUUGGUGUCGUGCCCUAUGCACUGCCCUUUGUUCCAUCACUACCAUCUCACAAGACACUGUUCUGAAAAAACCUUGGAGUAUUGAUCAAGGACUAGAGGAAAGAAAGGAUCAAGAACAACUUCUUAUUGUUGAUUUGCAGGAUGAAUUUAUGGCAACAAGCUCUUAUGAAAUGCACACUCUUCCAACACUUAGCCAGCAUCCUUUGGUACCUACAGAUGGACUUGCGCUUGGAGCUGAAACAUCGAUGUCAACGGUUGGCACUAGCACCUCACCAACUCUUAGUGGAUCAUAUUCUCUGAUUAAGAGUAUGAAGAAUGUGUUGGUUAAGCAAGCAAGUACCGAAAAUUUGGAUAAGGCGACUGCACUGCUGCGUUCUGCUUAUGUCUUCUACAGAGACAGCUUCUCUGGACCAUUUCCCAGUGGAAUAAACCUAUACCUUUUGCACCCUAGCAAAAUGCCCAGUCGAGGAGAAGGGUCAACCUCAACGUUGUCUGGAGGAUCACAGGCUGGAUGUGAAACCCUGGAUAUAAGCACUCCUAGAAAACUGCUCAUGUGGGCUUUUACUCUUGUACAUGGGCGCACCGGUGUUGUUGCAGAAGCUGUAAAAUACUGCGAGGAGCAAGCUAAGCCUCGUCUUAAAAAGGGCCCUUCCUCUCUCUCGCAAGGUUCUGCUGCUGCUGCUGCUGCUGCCGUAACUAUACCAAUCUCUUCUGGUAUACAAGAGAAGACGGUCACAACCGAAAAAACCAAUAUCUCGUUGAGCAAACAUCUGGUGUCGCAGUCACCUCUUCCUGCUGAGGCAGAUCGAAGUUGGGCACCUAUGGAUGUGGAUCCUCCAACAGCACCCGCAUCUGCAGUCUCACCGCCAGCUCUAACACCUCACGAAGGGCAUGCUGGACCUGUGUAUGCUGCCACUGCAAUUGGUGGAAGUGUACAAAACACUGUUGCAAAUGUGACACUUUCUCCCAGACCCCUGAGUACGAAUCCAAGUCCUUCGGGUCUAGCGAAAGAAACCUAAUGAUUUAUGAAGAUGAGAUACAUUAAAGGGAGACCAGAGGAUGUCGCAAAUUCCAGUUUGGUACAGGGGAACUGGGUAACCUGAUCGUAGACUAGCAAGGCAGAGAAUUGUAAUCGUCUAAUGCAUUAGGAAGUUCCAGCCUUAAGGAGGGUUGCGUAACACUUGGCGGAUCUUUGAGAAUCUCCAAGAGAUGUGAAGACUACUGUGGACAUGUAAGGUGUUCUCUAACACACAUUAGUUGUUCAAAACUGAAUUGGCUAGUUGCAGUUUAGGUGCAAUUGUUAAGACCCCUGUACACGUCCAAAGAAAUAGCCAGAAUUUGCACACAAGUGAUUGUGUGAUUAGGUGCUCAGAGGUAUUGAUACGUUUCCAGACGAACAUCUUUGUCGAUAUAAUUUGUACGAUAAACUCAUUAGUUGAAACCAGUUUGUCAGUAAAUAUGUUUGUUCUUUGCCAAGCAA